This is a messenger RNA of Plutella xylostella (diamondback moth), 1808 nucleotides long. RefSeq names its product conserved oligomeric Golgi complex subunit 8 (gene Cog8). The record is from RefSeq and is a predicted model, not a curated record. Gene Ontology annotation, cellular component: COG complex. Gene Ontology annotation, biological process: intra-Golgi vesicle-mediated transport. Lineage: Eukaryota; Metazoa; Arthropoda; Insecta; Lepidoptera; Plutellidae.
ACACUGACACUUGAUCAAAAUGAUCAAUUUAUUUGUUUACAUUUUCCGCUAGAACUUUUGAAGCUGAAAAUAAUUAAUUGAUCGAAUAAAAUUACUCUAUCUUCCUAGUAAAAUGUCCCAAGAAUUGAACGAACUGUGUCAAAUAUUAUUCCCAGAUUCUCCAAGUGCUAACCAUGAAUACUUCAGCGAUAUCGCCGAUUACAUACAGACCUUGGGUUCUCAAAAUUGGGAAUACAUUCGCAAAGAACCGGACAGAUUGGAAGAAGAGAUGAAACAACUGACUGAACAGACCCAAGACCUGGCCUUCACCAACUACAAGACAUUUGUGGAGAGCGCUGAUGUCUCCAAGGCCAUUAUGAAGGAUUUGGGCAAGUCCAAGGAGUCCCUAGAAGUUUUUCUAGACAACAUGCCUGGCUUCAUCCAAGAAUGCGAGAGUUUCUCUCAAAUGGUCAACAAUAUUGUUAAAGAGAAGAGCCGCUACAGCGGUGUCCGCAACCAGAGCGAGAAGCUGCUGGAGCUUCUAGAACUGCCAGCACUCAUGAGGGAGGCGCUCAACGCGGAGGACUACGAGAGCGCGCUCGACAUCUUCACCUUCAUCAGGAACCUGUCCAAGAGGUACACUGAUGUACCCAUUAUUCAGAACACCACAUCAGAAAUAAUGACCCUUUGGUUUGAGACCCUCUACCACCUGUUCAACCAGCUGCGGUAUGACUUGCCACUGCCCCAGUGUCUGCAGAUCCUAGGCUACCUCCGCCGCGCCAACACAGUGUACAAGUCGACGGACGGCGAGCAGACAGUGCCGAGCGCCACCGCGAGCGGCGACGGGCUGCAUCUGCACUUCCUGAAGGCGAGGAACGCUUGGUUCGAGAACGCGCUGGAGGAGGCUAAGAAUAAUGAAUCGCCAGACAAGCUGCUCCGUCGCCUCGUGGAACUCCACCGCGUGCAUCUGUUCAACGUGCUGACGCAGCACCGCAGCAUCUUCCUCACGGACGCACAGGAGAAGGACGACGAGCUCAACGGGAAUAGCGCGCUCUCGUGCUGGCUUAAGCAGAAGGUGGAAGCGCUCGCGCUCACGCUCAACCAAGGUCUACCGAAAGAGGACGAGUCCAGCUACGAGUCUCUAUUCAACCAGUGCAUGUACCUGAGCCUGUCGUUCGGCCGAGUCGGAGCUGACAUGCGUGGAGUCCUUACCCCACUCUUCAGAGAUAACCUAGUAGCCACCUUCCACAGCGGACUAGAGAAAGCAGACUAUCAGUUUGAGAACCAAAUGAGGUCUUAUAAAGUCCCGAGUAUCAAGAAUGUAGCGAGACCGAUCAGUGAAGCAAUGUCUGCUGGACCGCCUGAAAGCUUGUUGGAUUAUUACCCGCUAGCUGAGUACUGUAACGGUAUGCUCAAUGUGUUGAAUUCGCUGCGGGUAACCGCUCCGUUGAAUAUUGUGAAGGUGGUUUAUGGAGCGUUUAGGAAGUCUCUGGAUAAGACGGUUCAAGUACUGUUAGCGUUUUACCAUAGAGAGCAGCAGGCGUUUUCUGAUGUUGAACGGCAGAAUUUUGUGUCGUUCUGCAUAUGUUUCACUGAGGACUUUGUCCCGUAUAUUGUGAAGUGUCUGUCGUUGACAUUCCCUUCCACGCAAGUUGCGGAGUGUUUGGGGGUCACGUUGACUGUCCUACAGGAUAGCAAGAUACUGCAUAUCGACCAAAUGAUGAUUUGUGAACCUUUGAAUAGUAUUACUGGACUAAAUAUGAGCUAAUUAAGUAUGGUGGAUUGUACAUAAUGUAUUAUGCUAUUUAAAUAAAUAAAAAUGAUGUUUA